This is a messenger RNA of Vombatus ursinus (common wombat), 879 nucleotides long. RefSeq names its product basic proline-rich protein-like. The coding region runs from base 1 to 879 and encodes 292 amino acids. The record is from RefSeq and is a predicted model, not a curated record. Lineage: Eukaryota; Metazoa; Chordata; Mammalia; Diprotodontia; Vombatidae. The transcript is spliced from 5 exons.
AUGAUAUGGUGGUACAAUAAUGAGGAUAACGGAGAUGGACUGACCCAGGCCCUUGCUUCUUCCAGCCCCAACCCCAUCCACCCCAACCCCCACCCCCACCCCUACGCGCCGGGCCUCAGAUCCCCGGGCUCAAGUGCUGCCAGCAACCGAGGAAGGCCGCCCCUGAGCGGCCCAGACCAAGGCCAGCGCCGGCCUCCGCGGCUGCCCCCAGCGUUCCAGCAGCAAUCGGGGCAGCGGAAGAAAGGCAGGGCGACCGGGGGGAAAGCGAGGCUCCCCAAGUUUCAGAGGGAGAAGAGAAAUCCCCCCAAAGCCUUCCCAGCCUCCCCCCUCCCUCGGGCCGGGACCCCCCCACCUCCCACCCCAGCCAGGCUCAGCAAUAACUUUGAAACUUCUCGGCCAUUUGGGGCAAGAGGCGUGGGGAUGGGGGGCAGCCUUUCCCCCCACCCUGAACCCCGCAAACAGCCGCCCCGCCCCAUUGCCCCCCACCCCCCCCACCCCAAUCCGGGCUUCCUGGGCCGAAGGUGGCUCACACCCCUCCCCGCCCUGCCCCUUGGGGCCGCACCCCUCCUCCUGCUUCGAUUUCCCCCCCCCCCCCCCCCCCCCCCCGGCCAGGCCGCCGCAGCCGCCUCCAAACUGGGGCCCCCCACCUCACCGGCCCCCACCCGGCAGCCCCAACUGGAGAAAAUGCUUCCCUGCAAUUCCUCCCUGAGCCCUGGAGGGUCCCGGUCAGCCUUCUUCCCGGCCCCUGGGGAUGUGCGAAGAACAGAUCGGAGUGCCAGGGUCUCUCGUGGCUCUCGGUGGGGUCCUUGGGGCAGCCCCCUCUUUGCGAACCGUGAAGAACGGAGCCAACGCCGCCCCCAUCCUCGCUUUGAGGAGUAA